Messenger RNA from Notothenia coriiceps (black rockcod), 356 nucleotides. Its product is annotated as unconventional myosin-VI-like. The annotation marks the transcript as partial. The record is from RefSeq and is a predicted model, not a curated record. NCBI's taxonomy places the organism in Eukaryota, Metazoa, Chordata, Actinopteri, Perciformes, Nototheniidae. The transcript is spliced from 2 exons.
GACGGCCUGGUGAAGGUGAGAAACCUGAAGAAGAGGAUGGACCGUUUCAGCGAGGUGAUCUCCGGCCUGAAGGAGGGGAAGCAGGAGAUGACCAAACAGAUCCAGGACCUGGAGGGCACCAUCGACUCACUCAUGAUCAAAAUCAAGAGCACCAUCAUGACUCGAAUGGAGAUCGAUCACGAGUUCAAGGCCCUCGUGACCCGGUCGGAGCAGCUGCUGACGGCCAUGCAGAACAAGAAGAAGGAGGAAGAGGAGCGCGACAGACUGAAGAAGAUCCAGGAGGAGAUGGAGAGGGAGAAGAAGAGGAGGGACGAGGAAGAUCAGCAGCGCAAGCAGGACGAAGACGAUCGUCGUCU